This is a messenger RNA of Vicia faba (fava bean), 1146 nucleotides long. The record is from the annotation of a GenBank genome assembly. Lineage: Eukaryota; Viridiplantae; Streptophyta; Magnoliopsida; Fabales; Fabaceae.
AUGACGCCUUCUAUCGAGAAAUAUGGGCUUCCUCAACAUUUUCCAGCUAAUCUUAGGGUUCUUGUAAUAGACCAUGACAUCACUCUUCUUAAUGCUAUUGAAAAAACGUGUUUUCAAUUCCACUACCAAGUUAAGACAUGCUCUAAGGUUUCCGAGGCCUUGGAUCUUUUGACAAAUACAAAUGAUUGUUUUGAUAUGGUACUAAUUGAAGCUCAAAUGCCUGAAAUGGAUUCCUACGAAUUUUUGCAACAUGUCACACAAGAAAUCAAGAUCCCAGUUAUUAUGAUGUGUGUUGAUGGAUCAACAAAUGCUGUGAUGAAGAGCAUUGUAAAAGGAGCUUGUGAUUAUUGGAUAAAACCUUUGAAUGAGAACCAAAUCAAAAAUAUGUGGCAACAUGUUGCAAGAAAUGUUUUGAAAGAAAAUAAAAAACAAGGGAAAAUGAAUGUACAAGGUAACAAAAAUUCAGGGGAUGAUUAUUUAAUAACAGAAGAUUUUGAAACUCGUAAAUAUAAGCCGCAAACAGAGAAGUCACGUUUAGCAUGGUCACCAGAAUUGCAUAAAAAAUUUAUUGACGCAGUGACUGAACUCGGUGCUGAUAGGGCUGUACCAAAGAAAAUUCAAGAAAUAAUGAAUGUGGAUGGAUUGACUAGAGGCCAUAUUGCUAGUCAUUUGCAGAAAUAUAGACAAUAUUUGAAGAGAGAAAAUCUAGAGCAACACAUUAGAAUUGCUCAAAAUAUUAUGGAAUCCAACAAUUCCUAUGGAUAUUCUCCAGGAUUUAAUUAUGGUGGUGCUUCUUCUUCUACUCAUCACAACCAAAACCAAAAUGCAUUAUUUAAAUCACCAUCAGCAUUAUGGCAAAACAAUAAUUCUCCUAUAGAACAACUUCCCAACAAUAUGUUAUGGCAGCAACCUCAAGAAUAUUCACCAUCAAGAUAUGGAACAUGGCAACAAGUUCCGAUACCGUCGUUAACAACGGCUGCUUUAGGAUCUUCUCCUGGUUUUUCUCCUUUUUAUGGUGAUGUUAACAGUGGAGGAGUCUCCUCCAGUGCUACUGUUGUUGUAGAUAUUGGUAACUCAACAAGGGUAGAGAAUGAGGCGGAGCUGGAUUCUAUCUAUGAUUCACUAGAAAAUAAUAUGUUAUCUUGA